AUGGGACCUGUGUAUGCCGGGCUCGUCCUCCUGCCGUGCCUCUGGAUAGCCUCGCAGCUAUGGACCCUCUACGCCAACUACCGCGCGGCCCGCCUCACGGGCCUGCCCAUCGUCGUGCUCCCGUAUAACCCGGACAGCGUCCUCCACAUCGUCUUUGCUGUGCCCCUCCGGCCCCUCCUCAAGCGCCUGCUCCCCGCCCGCGCCUUCGCCGCCGUCGAGCUCGCAAUCUUUGGCUGGGAGUUCCGCGACAAGGCCGCCGUCCACGCCCGCAUCGGCCCGGCCUUCAUGAUCGUCACGACGGGGCUCAACCAGCUCGUCUGCGCCGACCCGGCCAUGGCGCAGGCCAUCCUAGCCAAGCGCAAGGAGUUUAUUCUGGCGGAUAUCUCGAUCAAGAUUAUGAGUUUCCUGGGGAUGAACGUCCUGACGUCCAACGGCGAGUCCUGGUCCCGCCAACGCCGCAUCGUAGCCCCGGCCCUCAACGAGCGCAUCAGCCCAGACGUCUGGAAGGAGACGGCGGAGCAGGCCACCUCCCUCGCUGACCUCCUGCUGUCCUCCUCCUCCCCGUCCGCCACCUCCGCCGACGGCGCGUCCUCCGACACGCUCCCCGGCCUCCGCUCCAUCGCCAUCAACGUCCUCACCCGCGUCGCCUACGGCCACCGCAAGCCCUUCGCCCUGCCCUCCCUCCCCCGCGACCCCAAAGCCCCCAUGUCCUACGUCGACGGCAUCUCCCUCUGCGCGGAGCUCCUCGCCGUGUCGGCGCUCGUGCCGGCCUGGCUCCUCCGGCUGCCCAUCAUGCCGAAGCUCCUGCAGACCCUGGCCGUCGCGCUGACGAGGCUGCCGGACCUGACGAGGGACAUGCUCGAUCAGGAGCGCCGGCGGUCCGCGAGCACCACCGCCGCCGGCGACGCGCCCGACACCAUCAUGAGCAUGCUCGUCCGCCUCUCCGACCAGGAAAAGAACCAUUCCGCCGCGGCCGCCCCCUCCGAGAAGAAGGCCGUAUCCAACAGCAGCCCCAACAACAAAACCUAUCUCACAGAGGAAGAAAUCGCAGGCAACCUCUUCAUCUUCACCGUCGCCGGCUUCGACACCACCGCCAACACAAUGGCCUACGCCGUCGCCGUCCUCGCGGCGUGUCCGGAGUGGCAGACCUGGAUCCAGGCCGAGAUCGACGCCGUCCUCGGCCCGGCGCCGCCGGAAGGCGAAGCCGACGGGGAGUUGCCGGACUACGCGACGGCGUUCCCGAAACUGACGCGGUGCCUGGCCGUCAUGUUCGAAACCCUCCGCCUCUUCCCGCCCCUAACCCAUAUCAUGCGCUUCACCGUGACCCCCCAGACCAUGUCCUCGUCCGCGCCAUCACCCUUCUCCCUCCAGGCCCCGUCCAUAGUCUACAUCAACACCGUGGCCCUGCACACCUCCCCCUCGACCUGGGGCCCAGACGCCCUGGACUUCAAACCCACCCGGUGGCUCCAGCCCGGCGGCGCCGGGGAAGCCGACGCGACACCGCAGCUCAUGACCCCGCCCCGCGGCACGUUCCUCCCGUGGUCCAGCGGCCCCCGGAUGUGCCCGGGCCAAAAGAUGUCCCAGGUGGAAUUCGUCACCGUCAUUGCGACGCUUUUCCGGAAAUGCACCGCCGAGCCGGUCCCGAGAAAGGGGGAGAGCAUGGAGCAGGCGAGACAGAGGUUGUUGGACUUGACGCAGGAUAGCCAGCCAAUCGUGACGUUGCAGAUGAAGCGGCCCAAGGAUGUGCUUCUGAGGUGGACGAGGCGAUGA
Colletotrichum spaethianum is the source of this 1770-nucleotide messenger RNA. RefSeq names its product putative cytosine deaminase. The record is from RefSeq and is a predicted model, not a curated record. The coding region runs from base 1 to 1770 and encodes 589 amino acids. The transcript has 4 exons. Gene Ontology annotation, molecular function: iron ion binding; heme binding; monooxygenase activity. Lineage: Eukaryota; Fungi; Ascomycota; Sordariomycetes; Glomerellales; Glomerellaceae.